This is a messenger RNA of Jaculus jaculus (lesser Egyptian jerboa), 742 nucleotides long. It is a transcript of the gene Nme3, whose product is annotated as NME/NM23 nucleoside diphosphate kinase 3. Gene Ontology annotation, molecular function: nucleoside diphosphate kinase activity. NCBI's taxonomy places the organism in Eukaryota, Metazoa, Chordata, Mammalia, Rodentia, Dipodidae. Gene Ontology annotation, biological process: GTP biosynthetic process; UTP biosynthetic process; CTP biosynthetic process. The record is from RefSeq and is a predicted model, not a curated record. The coding region runs from base 88 to 597 and encodes 169 amino acids. The transcript is spliced from 5 exons.
UGGCGCCAGGGAAGCCCGCGCUCGGGGCCCUUUAAGAGAAGCCCCGCCCCCGCGCCCGCCCCGCGAGCGAGCGCCGCAGCGGUCGCCAUGAUCUGUCUGGUGCUGACCCUCUUCGCCAACCUCUUCCCGGCGGCCUGCAGUGGCGUGCACGAGCGCACUUUCCUGGCUGUGAAGCCCGAUGGCGUGCAGCGGCGGCUGGUGGGUGAGAUCGUGCGGCGCUUUGAGAGGAAGGGCUUCAAGCUGGUGGCACUGAAGCUGGUGCAGGCCUCGGAGGAGCUGCUGCGGGAGCAUUAUGCGGAGCUGCGCGAGCGCCCUUUUUACAGCCGCCUGGUCAAGUACAUGGGCUCGGGACCCGUUGUGGCCAUGGUGUGGCAAGGGUUGGACGUAGUGCGUGCCUCACGAGCCCUCAUUGGGGCCACCGACCCUGGGGACGCCCUGCCUGGCACCAUCCGGGGAGAUUUCUGCGUAGAGGUUGGCAAGAACGUGAUUCAUGGCAGCGACUCAGUGGAGAGUGCACGCCGGGAGAUCUUGCUCUGGUUCCGCGCAGAGGAGCUUCUGUGCUGGGAGGACAGCGCGGGGCACUGGCUGUAUGAGUAGACGCGCUUGGGAUUCUGUGUCGCCAGCCCGAGGUAUCCCAGCGGGAUAGGGAAGUGGGUGCAAGUCCACCCAGGACAGUGGCCUCCGCUCAAAGUGCCCUCACUUUCGCUUCCUUCACCUUUUCAUAAUAAACUGCAGAAAACCC